Messenger RNA from Pseudogymnoascus verrucosus, 3737 nucleotides. RefSeq lists its product as uncharacterized. Lineage: Eukaryota; Fungi; Ascomycota; Leotiomycetes; Thelebolales; Thelebolaceae. Gene Ontology annotation, molecular function: protein binding; ADP binding. Bases 186 to 3698 code for a protein of 1170 amino acids. The record is from RefSeq and is a predicted model, not a curated record. The transcript has 7 exons.
AAUCCUCAGCGGCGCGGGCCGAAGUCCCAUCGAUAGAGUGGCUUGGCGCUCAGCCUUGUGUGAAGAUGCCGUAGCCCCUCACUUGCUCGUUGUUCGAGUGGAACCCAUCCUCCGCCCAUCUAUUACUCUCCUGUCGCUCAUAACCGUAGCAAAUGCUGAGCUCGGUGACGAGCCUCUGAGUCGAGAUGGCCGCCAAAAAGAAGGGCGUUGUUUUCCGUGUCACCGGUCUCCCAGCCUCGCAGCCUGACGACGAGCUUAAGGAAGCCUUGAAGGCUGCCAUCGACGACAAUCUAGCGGAGGGCGAAGAAUCGAAGCUGACCUUUAAUGCAACUAUUUUGCCCUCCUGCUAUGACAAUGAGAAGAAAGUCGCGCUAGUCGAGUUCCACGGCGGAGUGCCCGAAUUCCUGUCCGAGCUGACGGCUAACCCGCUAGACGACUGGCAGGUCGAGAUGGGCGACACGGAUAUCGAUUUCGAUCGACACUUCUUUGGGUUCACCCAACUCUAUAUGCCAAAGCCAGACUCAACGGUUACCGCAGACAUAAUCGCUAUCACGGGCCUCGAUGGGCACGCAUAUGGCUCAUGGAGGGGCAAAGGAAACCUUGGGCGCAUGUGGCUGCGCGACUUCCUGUGCAAGGACAUGCCAUGCUGCCGCACGAUGAUCUACGGCUACAACUCGAAGUUGUUAACGCAUAGGGUCGACACAAUCAUGGACUACGGCCAAGGGUUGCUGGAGGAGCUCAAGAAGAUAAGGAAUACAGAGGAACUAAGAAAGCGGCCUCUGUUCUUUAUCGCGCAUAGUUUUGGUGGCAUUAUCCUCGCUCACUGCCUUAUUAAAGCUGUCCAGGCAGACGAAGACGACCAUCCAACAAUAGCAUCUCUAUAUAGAGCCACAUACGGCAUGCUUCUGUUUGGAAUCCCACAUAAGGGCCUAGUAGUAGACGAUAUUCAGAAGAUAGUGGCAGGACAGGAUAAUCAUCCGCGGGGUGCUCUACUUGAGCAGAUCAAAAGUAAAUCUGACCUUUUAGCUUUUCAGCUAAUGUCUUUCAGAAAUCUCAUCCGAGACCGAAAGGUCGUAAGUUUCUUUGAGAUGGGCCAGACAAGACAGCUCGAGUUUGAUAGUGAAAGCAGUUGCUGGAGAAGGACCGGCGACUUUGUUACGGUCGUAGAUGCCGAUUCAGCUCUUCUCCAGCUGCCAGACUCAACGGAGGACAAGAUCCCUCUAGAUGCCGAUCACUCAAUUAUGGUGAAAUUUAAUAAUAAGAGCGACCUAGGCUAUAGUAGCGCGCGGGAUAAGCUUAGACAGUUUGAGCAGGAUGCCACCAGCGUGGUUGCAGCGCGGUUCUUGCGAUCACAAAACAAACUUAAGCCUUCCAUAAUGGUUCCAUUCCAAAGAGAUAGCGCAUUCGUCGGCCGAGAGGAUAUUCUAGUGAAAAUAAGUGAGAAAUUCAAGGAGGCCGCGUCACAGGAUCACAGUCGAGUAGCUCUCGUUGGUCUAGGCGGCGUAGGGAAGUCUCAGAUUGCUAUUGAAUAUGCAUACAGAGUGAGAGAGUCAGCACCCCAGACCUGGGUGUUCUGGGUACAUGCGAGCAACGCCGGCCGAUUUAAGCAGGCUUAUACAAAUAUUGCCGCCAAGAUUGAGCUGCCCGGCCGGGACGAUCCGAAUGCUGAUAUUCUUCGCCUUGUGUAUAACUGGCUCAGCGACGAGCGGAACGGCCGCUGGCUUAUAAUACUUGACAACGCCGACGACGACCAGGUUUUCCAUUCCACUAGCGAAGUCUCAGGCAGCGCCGCGCAAGCAACAGACGUGGCGGCGCCCUUAGCAAGCUUCCUUCCGCAGUCUUCGAACGGAUGGGUACUGGUCACCUCACGAGACCUAGCUGCAGCAAUGAAUCUCGUGGGAAUAAGGGACAAUGUGUUUCAUGUAGAGCCAAUGCCGGAGGAAGAGGCGCUAAUGCUGCUGAAGACCAGAGUCUCGGUCAGCAAGGCCUUUGAAGACGAUGCAAAAACACUCAUACAGAUACUAGAAUACAUCCCCCUUGCUAUCACUCACGCAGCGGCGUAUAUUGCAGUGCGAGCGCAAACAAUCACAGUCUCGACUUACCUUGAGCUCUUCCGUGAGAGUGAGGAGAACCAAGCACACCUCCUAAGCAGCCAAGAAUCAAGGGACAUGCGGCGAGACGGCAGCAUCUCUAGUGCGGUCGUCACCACCUGGCAGAUUUCGUUCGAACAGAUCCAGAAGAUGAGGCCUGAAUCUGCGGAGCUACUUUCGCUCAUGGCCAUGUUUGACAGGCAGGGGAUUCCGCAGUCUAUUCUGUACGAUGGCAAAAGCAGGCUUCAGUUUGAGGAUGCAGUCGCACCGUUAACAAGCUUCUCUCUGAUUAAAGUCCAGAGCGUGAAGCAACUAAAGCAGCAAGUCGGGGAGCAUCUGUUUGAGAUGCACGACUUAGUUCAGCUGGCGACGAGGAAGUGGCUAGAAGAGCAGAUGCAGUUGGGCAGGUGGCAGAAGGCGUCACUACGGGUCAUGGCUGCUUCCUUCCCAGAUGGGAGCUACGAGACAUGGGCAGCUUGUCGAGCUGUUCUUCCGCAUGCGCGAAAAGUGUUCGGCCACAUUCUAGAAGAUAUAGAGGCAACACUAGAUCGAGCAUUGGUUGCAGAUAGCAUGGCAUGGUAUCUUUACAACGCAAAAGAGUGCGCAGCAGCGGAGCCUCUUGUGCGGACUGCAAUAAUUGAAAGGGGGAGGGUGCUUGGAGAAGAACACAUAGAGACGAUUUCUAGUCUCAGCCUGCUUGGGUCAGUGUUAGAGGAGCAGGGUAAGUACAAAGAGGCGGAAGCAACGCAGCGGCAAGCUCUAGAAGGAUAUAUUAAGGCUAUUGGAGAAGAGCACACAGCGACGCUUACUAGUGUCAGGCUUCUUGGCUUAGCGUUAGAGAGGCAGGGGAAAUACGAAGAGGCAGAAGCGAUGCACCAGCGAUCUGUAAAAGGGUUGGAGAAGGUGGUUGGAGAAGAGCACAUAGAGACUCUCAUGAGCGUCACCGCCCUUGGGUUGGUAUACAGGUUGCAGGGCAAGUUCGAAAAGGCGGAAGCGAUGCAGCGGCGAGUUGUAGAGGGAUAUAAGAAGGUCGUUGGAGAAGAGCACCCAUACACGCUUAUUAGCAUUGCCCAGCUUGGGUUAUUGUUUGAGCUGCAGGGCAAGUAUGAAGAGGCGGAAGCAAUUCAGCGGCAAGCUCUAGAAGCAAAGAUGAGGAUUUUGGGGGAAGAUGAUCUAAGCACGCUUAUUAGCAUUGGCCAGCUUGGAUUGGUGUUAGAUCAGCUGAACAAGUAUGAAGAAGCAGAAGUAAUGCAGCGGCGAGCUCUAGAAGGAUAUAUGAAGGUUGUUGGAGAGGACCACCCAAACACACUUGUUUGCAUGACUAACCUAGCAGCCUUGUUGUUGUCUCAGAGGCGGCUAAAGGAGGCGGAAGACAUGGCAAAGCGAUCAAUAGAUGCGAUGGAAAGAUUAUUUGGGCGUGAAAACCCAGACACGAUAGCAACCAUGCAGAUCCUUGCGACCACGCUAAAACUCCAAGGCCGCAUUGAGGAAGCUAUUUCACUAAUAGAGACUUGCUUUCAACUGCGAGAACGGGUCCUUGGCCGUCAUCAUCCCCACACGGAAAAUGCCCUUAAGAAUUUGAAUAAGUGGCGGAUGGAGAAUAUAUAGAUAGGGAGUUAAUGGUACCAAUGAUUUCCUCCUUGCCCC